Molecule: messenger RNA, 2512 nt
Organism: Danio rerio (zebrafish)
Lineage: Eukaryota; Metazoa; Chordata; Actinopteri; Cypriniformes; Danionidae
Gene: kcnk5b
Product: potassium channel, subfamily K, member 5b
Biological process (GO): potassium ion transmembrane transport
Cellular component (GO): membrane
Molecular function (GO): potassium channel activity
Source: RefSeq, marked provisional
CUUGGGAGUGUGGAGUGUGUGUUACUUCUUGUGUUAUUGAACACAAGGAAGGAAUUACUUCAGUAUUAUGGCAGAUAAAGGACCUAUUUUGACAUCAGUCAUAAUUUUCUACUUGUCCAUUGGAGCUGCGAUAUUCCAAAUCCUCGAGGAGCCGAAUUUAAAUUCAGCUGUGGACGAUUAUAAAAAUAAAACUAACAAUUUAUUGAAGAAAUAUCCCUGCCUAAGUAAAGAGGUCUUGGGCGAAAUUAUUGAGGUAGUGGCGGAGGCGACUGGACAAGGUGUGACUGUAACAAAAGAAGCACAAUUCAACAAUUGGAAUUGGGAGAAUGCUGUUAUUUUUGCUGCUACAGUCAUCACUACUAUAGGUUAUGGUAAUGUUGCUCCAAAGACAACUGGAGGUCGUUUAUUCUGUAUCCUCUAUGGUCUCUGUGGCAUUCCUCUGUGCCUCACCUGGAUAAGUGAGCUGGGUACAUUUUUUGGCAGCAGGACAAAGCGUCUAAGUCAGUUGCUCCUCCACAGUGGCCUCAAUGUGAGAAAAGUUCAGUUCAUCUGCACAAUUGUGUUCCUUUUAUGGGGCUUCUUGGUUCACUUAAUCAUCCCAGCCUUUGUGUUCAUGUUCUUUGAGAAUUGGACUUACUUAGAAGGCCUGUACUUCUCCUUCACCACCCUGACGACUGUCGGUUUUGGUGACUAUGUGGCAGGGGUGGACCCAUCCGUAAACUACCCCACUCUCUACAGAUUCUUUGUCCAGCUAUGGAUCUACCUGGGCCUUGCUUGGUUGUCAUUGUUCUUCAGUUGGAACGUGCAUAUGGUGGUGGAAGCUCAUAAAGUUUUAAAGAAAAGGAGGAUGAGACGCCACAGGCUGCCCACCGAUGACGUGCCGGAAAAAAAAGAAGUGAAAAAAACACCAAAGCCACCUCCUCGCUCUGGAGUCAUUGACAUCUUUGAGUUCAUGUCCGAGAAGGUCGAGGACUACAGCGACGUUAUCCGAGCUAUCGGAGCAGACGAAAAGAGAAGGAAAAAGAAACAGGAGGAGGAACUGGCACGAUCCAAGAGCUGCAGUGACCUUUUGCAAGGCCUGGUCAUCCCGCUUGAUCACUCUCCUCGUCUGCAACGGCGGUUCAGUGUCAGCGCCAACAUGUGCAUGGCCAUAUCUGAUGAGUCUGUGGAUGGCCUCAACAAUAACAAUUGCAAACAAGAGGAUGACACACUAACUAAAGUGCGCCAUAAAGACCAGAAGGUUAAUCGAGAGAGAGCGGAGAAUCCUGCACGUUGUGCAUGGGACUCUAGAUCAUCUGAUCCAUCAAUCUUUCAAAGUUCCACUGUUACCAACAGCACUAAUAGAGGAUCAAGAUUCUCAGUGUCCAAAGUUUCAGAAGAUCGUUUAUUAGGGAAGAGGAAAAGCUUUGGUUGAAGGAGCUAGUGGACCAAAGCUGGACCAAAAACCAAAGCUAGUGGACCAAGACUCUCUGUGUCCAAAGUACUGGAAGAGCAUUUAGAGACUGAUCUGGAAGAUUGUAGAACAAAACACUAAUCUGGAAAGAUUUCAGGAAUGGUUCUACUUUUUAUGAAUGAGGGAUGAAGAUUCCCCGUGUCUAGAGUUUCAGAUUUUAAACAUUUUCAAAUGUGACGUUCACUGAUCAUUUCAGAGGAGAAACCAAGACCUUGGAACAUUGUUCCCAUAUGCAGCCAGGUGCAUCCUUUUGUUAAUGAAAGCUGCGAAAGCGUUCACUUGCUUUUCACAGUAUCAAAAGACAUUCAGGUAGCACGCAGGGCCUUGUAGCCGUCUGUGACCAAGAUAAGGAUAUGAGGGUUGGCAGAGGAAAUGAUGCCGGUUUCCUUCCACGCAAGGACCUUCACAGACGUUGGACAGUUUGGGUGCGGUACUGCGGUUUUUAACCAUGCUUAUUUUUAUUCGUUCUCUGGAUUAUGUUACCAAGAUGAACUUUAGGCAAAUGGUGGGAUAUUUUUGGAAUUAAAUUAUAGCACACCUCCUGACUGUGCAGUAUAUACUGAACAACAGACUAUUUCUGUAAUGUAAGGCAACUAUCAACCAAAUGAGUUGCAGGAAUUACGAUGACUUUUAAAGCAGUUCCCCAGCAACCAUAUCAUCCUGCACCCAAACAGUAUUGGUGUUGGGAAGUCAAUCAAAUAGAACAAUGUUCAUAGUAUUAUAUCUUCAGCAAAACUAGAAAUGAAAGGUCAUGUUGAGCACACUGCAGGGCAAUAUAUCCCACAUUGUGUUAUUUGAUUGUACUGAAUGUCUUAAAUGCUGUUGCAGGUCAGUGGUUUGGAAGCAUUUAAUCAUUUGCCUUCUGUAGAAACACUUAACCAGGCUUCCAGAGAAUAGCCUUUUCAUGAACGAGUGGUUCGGGCGAUUGUAUGUUACUUGAUCUUAUCAUUUGACUGAUUACAGAUUUUCUUGAGAAGUUCGUCUUGGCUUCUUUAUGUAUUAGUUUGAACACUUGUUUUGCCAUUUUUUUUUUUUUUUAUAAUAAACUAUUUUUUUACA